CUGCCACUCUCCAACGAGCUUAUCCGCUUCCAGUGGCGCACACAAUUUUACCCUCGCCGGCGAAAAAAGAGGAGCGUCUCGCGGCGUCUUCCGGUUCGAUACGAUUCGGCAUCGCGCCGCGCCGCUUCCGUCGCUCGACUCGCGCGAGAAUGUGCUGCAACGGUACCAGCUGAUAAGAUACUUAACGGAGCACCGCGAUCGGGAACCGGAGCAGACAGGGUCGUUGCAAUCGUUCGGAUGGAAAUAAUCGGAUUCGAGGAAUAAACUCACGGUGCAGGAUCGCUGCGACGGCAACGAACGAGCGACGGCCGACAGAAAACAGUAAAAAAGAACGUUAAAGACGUCGACGGAGUCGCUGGUAUUCCCCGACGAGUUUCCAGCUGAUUAACUGAACACUCAGAAUGCGUAGGUGGCAGAGGCGGUUCGAGUCGAGAUGCUGAAGGAAGUCGGCUGUGGUAGCAGCACACCCCCUCCAGGGGAUGGUGCGAUCAGCAAUCGGCAGAUUGCCACCGGUGACAACAACAACAGCGACGGAAGUCUUGGCUGCGGUGGUUGCGGCAGAGAGAUAGCCGAAAGAUGGUACUUAAGGGCCGCGGAUCGUGCGUGGCAUUGUGGUUGCUUACGUUGCUGCCACUGUCGGGUACCAUUGGCUGCCGAGUUGACCUGUUUCGCCAGGGAUGGCAACAUCUACUGCAAAGAGGAUUAUUAUAGGUUGUUCGCCGUGUCGCGAUGUUCUCGAUGCCGGGCCGGAAUUUCCGCCUCGGAGCUGGUGAUGCGUGCUAGGGAUCUGGUCUACCAUGUGGCCUGUUUCACGUGCGCCUCCUGUGGCACCCCAUUGAACAAGGGCGACCAUUUCGGGCAGAGGGACGGUCUGGUCUACUGUAGACCCCACUAUGAGUUGCUGUGCUGCGCGGGUGAUUAUGGGAGCGCAGCCAGCAACAUCGAGGACAUCGGAUCCCCGGGGGUGUCGCCGCUUCCGGCUUAUUACAGCGCCGCGGAGCAGAGCCCUAUCGCAUCUUCCGCUACGGUGCAGAAGGGUCGACCCAGAAAGCGGAAGCUAUCGGAGGUCACCGGUUCCGAAUUACCCGUCACGAUGAGGCUCGCUGCUGGUGCUCUUGGGUACUUUGUUUCAGAACUCCUUCAUCCUACCGAACUGUCUUCGUCCAUGGAAUCGUUGGCAGCGUACGAAGCGUCUGUUGGUUCACCAGGGCCUGUGCAUCAGAGCCAACGAACGAAGCGUAUGAGAACGAGCUUCAAGCACCAUCAGUUGCGAACGAUGAAGAAUUAUUUUGCUAUAAAUCAGAAUCCCGACGCGAAGGACCUCAAGCAACUGGCGCAGAAGACGGGACUCUCGAAGAGGGUGCUUCAGGUGUGGUUCCAAAACGCUCGCGCGAAAUGGCGACGGAACAUGAUGAGGCAGGAGGGUAACACGACGAGUAGCAACGUAGGGUGUCCAGGUACACCUGUACCGUCGAACACGGCUGGUUCACCAAACGUGGGACCAGCGGCUAGCAUCCUAGGGGACAGCAACAGUAUGCCGUCGACCUCGAUGGAGGAGCUGCACGCUCUUCACCACCUACAUUCCGGCGUUUCCUCUCAGGUCUCCUUCUCCGAUCUUUACUGACGACGGCUUGAGAUGGAGGAAGACAGCUACAGCAGCCUUUCCAGCCAUCUUGCAUGAAGGAUCACCCGUGUCCUUCUUUGGGAUCGACAUUCGACGCGCUGUCCUUCAGGGAAGAUCCUGCUCUCCUAGGAUCCGUUUGUUUCUCUUUUGUUUCUGAUCAUCUUCCUUCGCGUUUCCUACGUUGAUCGUUCGAGAACACCCGAUCCAGCUUCUGUCUCGCGUUUUCCUUUCGCGUUGCAUUCAGAGCGGUUCCUCUCUUGGACAGCGCGUAGAAGAUACUCGUAGAGCGUCCGAUCAUCUUCCUGGUGAGUAAUCAACUGAUUCAUGACCGAUGAAUCAGGGUGAAACUUUGCGUUUUUAUCCUUCUUCGAAUAGAUCGUUCCAGGAGGCUAUUAUUUUGUUUAAACAGCAUUUCAUGUUUAAUUGAAAGAUUUCGAAGGCCACUGGUAAUUCGAAGAAGGGUUCAUCUCGUAAGAUACUUAAUGCAAGGUUGAAAUUGGAAAAUGAAACAGUCAAGAUUUGAAUUAUUAUAAUUGUAGGCUGUUUUCAUCGCGUUAUUUAAUAUGUCAAAUAGCAUUUCACCGAAUUGCUGGAAAUAAAUUUAUUCCGAGAUAAAAAGGAAUACGGGAGGCGAGAAAAUACUCAGCAGGAAGUACAUCUCGAGGCUCUAAAUCUCUACGACCAGGCGUAAGCCAGUAAGACAGCGUUUCAGCUGCGACGGAUUAUGUUUAAGCGAUCGGUGAUAAUAAUCAUAGUUCCAUGCACAUCCGAAUUACCAAAGGUACUAGGCGAUAGUUUGUCUCGUUAGCGAGACCGCGAGCCCGUUUGCCGUGCGGACCAACGAGAGGAAACAAUUGAUUUCCUUCUGUAACGCGAUAUGGCCAAAUGUAACAACGUCUGAGCGAUUUGAACGGAGGAAAAUUCAUUUCCACGAAAGUUACCAGGCGGUAACAGAACAUUUGCCAUGCGGCAACGAGCUCGCGAGCUGCUUCGCUCCUCCUCUUUAGUCGAGAUCGAGUUACGAAGACAUUUUUUGAUAACGCGAGUAGCGAUAUACAGACUAGAAAAUGGCGAACGAACGAUUGCGACAGGUGUGUGGUAAAACGGCGUUCCUCUCCUCGUGCCAAAAACGUACGUACAUACGUAGCUAAGAUGCGAGUUUCCUUUCUUUUCUUUCUUUCUACGAUGCCUAGCGAAUCCAAAGUCAAUGACUAUAUUUUUACUUACGAACAAUUUUCUUAUCCUACAAUCGACUCGUUGCUAAUUUAUAAACAUGAAUUUCAUUUUCCAACGCUUGUUAUUGGGUUUAACAGCACGAUCUUUGGAUUCGAUCGGCAUAGAAUACGCAUAUUCGACCACUGACGGACACAAAAAGUGUAUAUCAGCGAAAGAACACGCAGAACUCUUAACGAUGCAUGACAGGGGCGGAUCCAGAAGUUUUGCUUAGAACAAGUAAAACAAGUCGAAAUUUUAGUAGCGAUUAUUUGACUAUAUCCGAAGAAAAGUACCUCGAUAAAAACAGAAAUUAAUUUUCUGAAUUAAGAGAAGGCCCGGUCCCCAUCGUCGCCUCUUUCUGGAUCUACCUUUGGUGCUUGAAACGAUUUCUUAAGAACGAAACGAUGUGUAUCAAAGUGAUGGACAGCGAAUCGAACGAAACGAACACGAUCAAUCUGCUUUCUAAUUGCGACACGUUCUUUGUGCGCGCGAUAGGAAACGAGGAUUCCUACGAUGAAAAGAAGAAAUUUAUUUGUAACGAACGAGAACCUAUAAUUUUUUAUAUACGUCGUAUUUAGAAAUGAAUAUUUAUUCGCGAUGAGACAGGUUCGAAUAGAUCGUUCACCCUUUCCGCGAUGGAAUUCCGUGUACACCGUGAAAUUCCUAUCAGCCCGGCGAACAGAUCCGAGAUUUCGUCAAUUAAAGAACAGAGCAAGAGUUUUUCGUACUUCUUUCCACGUUUUGCGACACGACACCCCGAGAAAACAGCCACGACGACGACGAUCGAGUCGAUAGUUGAAAAUAGUCAGCAUUUAGUCGGCGAGUGGCGAAACAGUCGCGUGUUAGGCAUGUGUAGCAUAGCGAUGAUUCAAUGUACGUCAGCGUCUUAAGAAUAAUAAAGCGAUUAAAAAACAAAGGAGUGAACCAAUUAUGUAAAACUGUAUAGAUAAAAAUUAAUGUGCUGCAUUCGAAGUGCGACUAUUAUCGUAUAAUAAAUAGUUACGUACAUCUGGA
Messenger RNA from Osmia bicornis bicornis, 3853 nucleotides. RefSeq names its product LIM/homeobox protein Lhx9-like. The transcript is spliced from 7 exons. The coding region runs from base 434 to 1624 and encodes 396 amino acids. Gene Ontology annotation, molecular function: RNA polymerase II transcription regulatory region sequence-specific DNA binding; DNA-binding transcription factor activity, RNA polymerase II-specific. The record is from RefSeq and is a predicted model, not a curated record. Lineage: Eukaryota; Metazoa; Arthropoda; Insecta; Hymenoptera; Megachilidae. Gene Ontology annotation, cellular component: nucleus. Gene Ontology annotation, biological process: regulation of transcription by RNA polymerase II; neuron differentiation.